This is a messenger RNA of Emericellopsis cladophorae, 1578 nucleotides long. RefSeq names its product C6 finger domain-containingprotein. The record is from RefSeq and is a predicted model, not a curated record. Gene Ontology annotation, biological process: positive regulation of transcription by RNA polymerase II. Lineage: Eukaryota; Fungi; Ascomycota; Sordariomycetes; Hypocreales; Bionectriaceae. The transcript has 2 exons. Gene Ontology annotation, molecular function: transcription cis-regulatory region binding; zinc ion binding; DNA-binding transcription factor activity, RNA polymerase II-specific. Gene Ontology annotation, cellular component: nucleus. Bases 1 to 1578 code for a protein of 525 amino acids.
AUGCCGGUGAGACGAUCGCGCCUAGGGUGUGAGGAGUGCCGACGACGUAGGAGGAAAUGCGACGAGGGGCAGCCCAUCUGCGGGCCGUGCUCGUCCUUCCGUCGACAAUGCGACUACACGCUCAAGGUCGUCUGGGGGCCCCUCCGAAGCAGGAGCAGCAGGACCCCGGCGGCGCAGAGGGGGCCCCGUCAACCUUUGACGGUUGACCAGAAGGAGAAAAGCAACGACCAGGAACAAGUCAAGACCCAGCAAGACCAGGAGAGCAGCGACCAGCAACAAGUCAAGACCCAGCAGGACCAGGAGAGCAACGACCAGCAACAAGUCAAGACCCAGCAAGCGCAAGCCCAAGCCACAGACACCGCCGUCGUCCUCCCGCGCAGCCUGCCCAACGGCAUCUCGCUCCCGUCCCGCUACCAGCGCCUGCUGAGCUACUUCACCGACGACAUCCUCGCCUCCCUGUCCGUCCACCCGUCCAUCCACGCGGACCUGCGACGGGGCCUGGUCCCCGUCGCGCUCGAGUCGCCUCACCUGCUCUCCGCCUGCCUGGCGCUGGCCGCCGCCGGCUUCCAGUCGCGCGGCGUCCGCGCCAUUGACGGCACCGACGUGACGCGCAUCCUCGAUCACCUGCAGUCCUCGGGCCUCUCGCUGCUGCGGUCGACCCUGGGCAGCGGCCAGUCCAGCACCGCGCUGCUGGCGACGUGCCUCAUCUGGUGCCUGGCCGACGUCUUCGCCUCGCGCCAGGGCACGACGUCGUGGCGCGUCCAUCUCAAGGGCAUCAAGGCGCUCAUUAGCACGAACGCGACCUACAGACGUUUCCAGUCCCACGAUGCGCAGAGCGAGGUCACGGCGAUGCGGCACCUGUAUCAGCUCUACCUGGCGCUGGAGACGCUGCCGUACGUGCCUGCGCUCGAGGAGGCCGAGCAGCCGCCACUCGCGCGCGACGGGGGCGGCGACGAGGGGGACGUGGGCAACAGCCCGGGGAUCGAUGGGUUCCUAGGCUACAGCGAGGAGCUGCUACACGUGCUACGAGACAUUGACCGCAUCGCCACCCGUGGUGGUGAGGAUGAAGAGGCAGCUGCCGACCUCCUCGUCACGCUCGAGCAGAUGAUCGCCCGUGAUGAGGAGACGGCGCCGCGCAUCGUCAUUGGCACAACCCUCUCGCCCGAGCAGGCCAAUGAAUUCCUGCUCUGCCACAGAAUCUUCCAGCAGGCGACACUUGUCCACCUGUACCGCCGUCUCUACACCCUGUCCUCGUCCUCGCCGCCGAUCCGCCAGGCCGUAGAGAAGAUGGAGGGCAUGAUCAGCGAGAUGACGCAGGACCAGUCCUGCCACACGUGGGUGGCCAUGGCGAUGCCCCUGUUCACCAUGGGCUGCGAGGCGUUCCGGCCCCAACAGCAGGGGUUUGUGCUGGACAAGAUUGCCAAGUUUGAGGCCUGCCUGGGCUCGCUGCACGUCGGCAUCAUGCGCAAGGCGCUGGAGGACAUGUGGCGCAUCCGGCGGGCCAUGGACGACGUGGACGGGCACCGCUGCGCGAGCGAGCUGCUUGAAAAGCUAGAGUACAAUAUCAUCCUCUUCUAG